Molecule: messenger RNA, 1894 nt
Organism: Otolemur garnettii (small-eared galago)
Lineage: Eukaryota; Metazoa; Chordata; Mammalia; Primates; Galagidae
Gene: DIPK1B
Product: family with sequence similarity 69 member B
Exons: 5
Coding region: 35-1330 (431 amino acids)
Source: RefSeq, a predicted model, not a curated record
CGCGGGGCCCGCGCAGCCCCGGCCGGCGCCCACCAUGCGGCGGCUGCGGCGCCUGGCGCACCUGGUGGUCUUCUGCCCCUUCUCCAAGGGCUUGCAGGGGCGGCUCCCGGGCCUCAGACUCAAGUCUGUCUUCCUGGUCUGGCUGGGCAUCUUGGUGGGCAGCUGGAUGGUGUACCUGCACUACUCGUCCUACUCGGAGCUCUGCCGCGGCCGCGUCUGCCAGGUGGUCAUUUGUGACCAGUACCGCAAGGGCAUCAUCUCAGGCUCCAUCUGCCAGGACCUGUGCGAGCUGCACAAGGUGGAAUGGAGGACCUGCCUGUCUUCAGCCCCUAGCCAGCAGGUGUAUAGUGGGCUCUGGCAGAACAAGGAUGUGACCAUCAAGUGUGGCAUUGAGGAAGUCCUGGACUCUAAGGCCGGGCCGGAUGCAGUCCCCCGGCGGGAGCUAGUGCUGUUUGACAAACCCACCCGGGGCACCUCUAUUAAGGAAUUCCAGGAGAUGACACUCAGCUUCCUCAAGGCAAACCUGGGAGACCUUCCAUCGCUGCCGGCACUGGUCAGCCAGGUCCUGCUCAUGGCCGACUUUAACAAGGACAGCCGGGUGUCCCUGGCUGAAGCCAAGUCCGUGUGGGCCUUGCUGCAGCGCAACGAGUUCCUGCUGCUGCUGUCCCUGCAGGAGAAGGAGCAUGCAUCCCGGCUGCUGGGCUACUGUGGGGACCUGUACCUUACUGAAGGUGUCCCCCACGGACCCUGGCAUGUGGCCGCACUGCCGCCCCUGCUGCGCCCGCUGCUGCCCCCCGCCCUGCAAGACACCCUGCAGCAGUGGCUGGGGCCCGCAUGGCCCUGGCGGGCCAAGAUCGCCAUCGGCCUGUUGGAGUUCGUGGAGGAACUCUUCCAUGGCUCCUAUGGGACCUUCUACAUGUGUGAGACCACUCUGGCCAACGUGGGCUACACGGCCACCUACGACUUCAAGAUGGCCAACCUGCAGCAGGUGGCGCCUGAGGCUGCCGUGCGCCGCUUCCUGCAGGGCCGCCGCUGUGAGCACAGCGCAGACUGCACCUAUGGCCGAGACUGCAGGGCCCCGUGCGAUAGGCUCAUGAGGCAGUGCAAGGGCGACCUCAUCCAGCCCAACCUGGCCAAAGUGUGCGAGCUGCUGCGGGACUACCUGCUGCCUGGUGCCCCCGCAGACCUCCGUGAGGAGCUAGGCACGCAGCUGCGCACCUGCACCACACUGAGUGGGCUGGCCAGCCAGGUGGAGGCCCACCACUCACUGGUGCUCAGCCACCUCAAGGCCCUUUUGUGGAAGACUAUCUCCAACACCAAGUACUCCUAGCCCUAGCUGGUGAUCCUCCUCUUCACCCCAGGGACCAGCCAUAAAGUGGCUUCCUCCUCCCUCUAGGAAUCCUGCUGCAAACUGCUACAAGUCACCCUGCUGCAGAGCCACCCUAGCAUCAGGACAGGCUGGACUGCAGCAGCCCAGAUGGGACCCUCUGGGCUCAGGAAAAAGGCUCUAGCAAGUAGGGCACAGGAGGACCUGGAUCCUGACUCUAGGGGGAAUUCACAGUGGCCCCGCUGGGUUUUGUUACACUGAAGGACAUGAUGUAAAUAACUUUUGUGAUGUUCAGUGUCUGGAGCAUCCCAAGCCCCAGCCCCUGCCACACAGGCCCCACCAUAGGCCAUGGCCUAUCAUCCCCCUUCAGCCAGGCACUCCAAUGGGAGCUGCUCUUGGCUUGGAUCUCCAGCAACCCCUUCUCAAACAUCUCAAGCUGUUCCAGUUAUCAGGGUGAUUAAUGAGAACACAAGGGGACAGGGAUUCUUGAAAACUUUGGUUUCUAAAGUAGCUGAUAAACAGCACCCUAUCCCUGGAUUAUGGCAUACUUUAUAAUAAAGAUCAUGA